Empidonax traillii (willow flycatcher) is the source of this 1511-nucleotide messenger RNA. RefSeq names its product endoplasmic reticulum lectin 1 (gene ERLEC1). NCBI's taxonomy places the organism in Eukaryota, Metazoa, Chordata, Aves, Passeriformes, Tyrannidae. Bases 70 to 1323 code for a protein of 417 amino acids. Gene Ontology annotation, biological process: endoplasmic reticulum unfolded protein response; retrograde protein transport, ER to cytosol. The transcript is spliced from 13 exons. Gene Ontology annotation, cellular component: endoplasmic reticulum lumen. The record is from RefSeq and is a predicted model, not a curated record.
UGAUGCAAAGGUUGGUUGUUUCCGUAGCCCACGACUGGUGUCCUGUACAAAGAGGACAAUUACAUCAUCAUGACCACUGUGGAUAAAGAGAAAUACAAAUGUAUCCUGCCACUGAUAGCCAGUGGCAACGAGGAAGAAGAAAAGGACUAUAAAGGUCCUACUCCAGGGGAACUGCUGGAACCUCUCUUUAAGCAAAGCAGCUGUUCCUACAGAAUUGAGUCUUACUGGACCUACGAGGUCUGCCAUGGCAAACACAUCCGUCAGUACCACGAGGAGAAGGAGACGGGGCAGAAAAUAAACAUCCAGGAAUACUAUCUGGGGAAUAUGAUGAUGAAGAACCCGUUGUCAGAUCCAGAUCAAGAAGAGAAGGAAAAUUCCAAAGAUGGUGCAAAAGAGAUCCCCACGAAGAACAUCGAGGGGCAGAUGACGCCGUACUACGCGGUGGAGCUGGGCAACGGCACGCCCUGCAGCCUGCGGCAGAACCGGCCCCGCUCCAGCACCCUCAUGUACAUCUGCCACCCCGAGGCCAAGCACGAGAUCCUCUCCGUGGCCGAGGUCACCACCUGCGAAUACGAGGUGGUGAUUCUGACCCCGCUGCUGUGCAGCCACCCCAAGUACAGGUUCAGGGCUUCCCCCGUCAAUGACAUCUUCUGCCAGUCUCUGCCGGGAUCCCCCCUGAAACCCCACAACCUGGAGCAGCUGGAGAAGCAGCAGGAAAUGCUGAAGACGCCUUUCAGGAGGGUCAAGGAGGAAGAAAUGCCUUCAACAAAAGAAGAGAAGUUCUCUUCCAUUCACAAGCCUGUGGCUGUUGGAAGCCACCAGCUGUUAACGGUGGGAACAACCCACAUCUCCAAACUGACUGAUGAGCAGCUCAUCAAGGAAUUCCUUAGUGGCUCCUACUGCUUCCACGGGGGUGUUGGCUGGUGGAAAUACGAAUUCUGCUACGGCAAAUACGUUCAUCAGUACCACGAGGACAAGGAAAGUGGCAGGACCUCCGUGGUCGUGGGUACCUGGAGCAAGGAGGAGCACAUGGAGUGGUCGAGGAAGAACGCGGCCAGAACCUUCUACCUGCGAGAGGAUGGCACCCAGACCGUCAGGAUGGUGUCUCAUUUCUAUGGAAAUGGAGAUGUUUGUGACUUGACAGACAAGCCAAGGCAGGUGACUGUGAAAUUGAAAUGUAAAGAAUCUGAUUCCCCUCACGCUGUGACCAUUUACAUGUUAGAGCCUCAUUCUUGCCAAUACAUCCUUGGGGUGGAGUCUCCAGUCAUCUGUAAAAUCCUGGAUACAGCAGAUGAAUACGGGCUCCUCUCCGUGCCCAGCUGAGGACAGCAAAGCCCCCUCCAUGAGCCAAAUCCUGACACUUCCCACGGGAACAGCCAUCUGUGAGCUGGCAAAGGCCUCACCAGCACAGCUCUAAGCUGAGGGACUCGUGAACCACUUUGUGUAUAACUAUGUGUAUAUAAGAGCUUAUGGAUAAACUUUUAAUGAUUAAAACCCUGUCUUGCACUUCC